CGACUGAAGAAGAGACUAAGCAGUUGUAAAGUCAAAACCUGUGUUCGAAGAUCCUGAAGUUCAAUUCCAGUUUAAGAUUCACUUCUAUGAUUCCAGUCAUCUUCUAGAUUGUUUGCUGCCAUGGAACAAGUGGAUCCACCGAAGGAUGAUGCAACAUCAUCUGAGAGUCUUGGAGAGCAGAGAGAAAAAACUGUUCCAGAUGUAAAUUCUGCAGGCGACCAAUGCAGCAAAGAAUCGGAUGGCAAUGAAGGAAAGGAGGAAACAGCCAAGAUCCCAAACUCCAAAGAAGAGGACCCAGCCCUUCCAUCAACUUCGACUGGAGAGGAGGGAAUGACUGCCGAUUCAAGUUCCCAUGACGACCCAGAAGGCAAUGCUGAUGAGAAGAUGGAAGAGAGUAAAGAUACUGAUGACAAGAUUGAGGAGAGGCAAGGUACUGAUGACAAAGGUGCAAAGCAGGUUGACGGUGAUGAUCAGCUGGAGGAGGGGGAGGAUCGCAACAAUGAACAUCCGGGACGUGAGCCUCGUGAUGCUGAAUUCACAUCAGAAAUAUUCAAAAUCAUGCUGAGGAAUCUGCCAACAAGAUUUGGGUUUCAGCAACUACGGAAGAUGCUGAGUGGCCUUAACCUGAAGCCAAAGAAGAUUAAAUCCUUGAAUCAAAAGGACUAUGCGUUUAUUACUUUUUCAUGUGAAGAGGACAGACAAAAAGCAAUGGAGGUUCUGAACCAGCACACAUGGAAAGGAAGAAAAUUGUCAACAAAGCUUGCGAGACCGAAUGAGGAUCCUAUGGUGGCUCUCAAACGCAAACAAGAGAGUCAAGGAGGUGGAGGGAAAAGGGCUCGAGAUGAUCAGAACACUGAUGAGGAUCUCCCCAUAGAAGAGAGAUUAAACAAUGCAGUCACUCCUCUCUGGAAACAAGACUACCAGCAGCAGCUCAAGGAGAAGCAGCAAAUCAAAGAAGAUUUGUUAAGGAAACUUGCCAUCUCGUUUGUCAAUGAUAUCCCAGCAAUUCGUAGUCACAUCAGUGAACAAAGAGAGAAACAUGGUGGCUUGUGUUGCCCUCUAGAAGACGUCAAACCAUCGCCUGUAGUGACAGGUUAUCGGAACAAGUGUGAAUUUUCAAUAGGGAAGAAUCCUGAAGGAGAAGAAAAGACUGUUGGAUUCCGUCUCGGUUUAUACAGAGGCGGUCAGAUAUCGGUGGUGAAUCCAGCCGCCUGCCUCAACGUACCGGAAAAUUCCAAGGCUGUCGUCCAGUCCUUCCAGACCUACAUUAGACAGUCCAGUCUUCCUGCGUAUGACCCCAUGACCCACGGAGGUCACUGGAAGAUGCUGACGGUCAGAACGACCCAAGGGUCAGGGAUCAUGGCCAUGGUGACCUUCCAUCGCCAGUCUCUGUCCAAGGAGGAUGUUGAGAAAGAAAAGCAGGAGCUUGCUGAUUACUUUGGAGAAGGGGAAGGAAAGUCUUGUGGUGUGACGUCUCUGUUUGUUCAUGUUCAGUGGCAAGGUGAUAAGAAUGCCAUCAAGUUUGAUCAUAUCUAUGGAGAACGGUAUAUCACUGAGGAACUACUGCAACUGAAGUUCAGAAUCUCGCCCGAAGCUUUCUUCCAAGUAAACACGCCAGCAGCUGAACUACUGUACACAACAAUAGGUGACUGGGCUCAAGUCACUAAAAUUACAACACUUCUAGAUAUCUGCUGUGGCACAGGAACAAUUGGAAUUUCUCUUGCUAAGAGAGUAGAGAAAGUGAUUGGGGUAGAAAUGAAUGAACAGGCCAUUGAAGAUGCUAAGGAGAAUGCUGCAAUAAAUGGUGUAGAUAAUGUAACAUUCCACUGUGGCAAGGCAGAGGACCUACUCCCAGGUAUCACCAACAGGCUCCAUAGCUGUCUAGAUGUGGUGGGAAUCGUGGACCCACCAAGGGCAGGAUUACAUCAACGGGUUGUCCAGGCAAUGAGAAGGUGUCCAAAGUUAAAUCGUCUUAUUUAUGUAUCGUGUGAUGCAAAGCAAGCCUCCAACAACUUCUUGAAUUUGUGCAGAUCAAUGUCGAAGAAGCAGAAAGGAGUUCCGUUUACAUUAGUCAAGGCGAUCCCAGUCGAUCUGUUCCCACAUACCAGCCACUGUGAACUGGUCCUACUUUUCGAGAGGAACCUCAAUAAAAAGAGUGAAGCCAGCAGCAACAAUGAUGGAUCAUCUACAUAG
Molecule: messenger RNA, 2193 nt
Organism: Strongylocentrotus purpuratus (purple sea urchin)
Lineage: Eukaryota; Metazoa; Echinodermata; Echinoidea; Camarodonta; Strongylocentrotidae
Gene: trmt2a
Product: tRNA (uracil-5-)-methyltransferase homolog A-like
Exons: 17
Coding region: 121-2193 (690 amino acids)
Biological process (GO): RNA processing
Molecular function (GO): RNA methyltransferase activity; RNA binding
Source: RefSeq, a predicted model, not a curated record